Messenger RNA from Helobdella robusta, 1392 nucleotides. RefSeq lists its product as hypothetical. The transcript is spliced from 12 exons. NCBI's taxonomy places the organism in Eukaryota, Metazoa, Annelida, Clitellata, Rhynchobdellida, Glossiphoniidae. Gene Ontology annotation, molecular function: selenium binding. The annotation marks the transcript as partial. The record is from RefSeq and is a predicted model, not a curated record.
GGUUACAAAACGCCUCUGGAUGCAUUCGAACGCGGGCCCCGCGAGAAACUUCUGUACGUGACUUGUCCAACUGGAGAUGGUAGAAGGCCUGACUAUUUGGCAACUGUUGAUGUUGAUCCACAGUCUUGCACGUAUUCGCAGGUCAUUGACAGAUUGUACAUGCCCCAUACUAAUGACGAGCUGCAUCACUCGGGAUGGAACGCUUGCUCGAGUUGCUUCGGAGAUUCAACGAAAUGUCGCAAGUACUUGGUACUACCCUGUUUAUACUCGUCUCGUGUUUACGCAAUUGACGUACACACAGAUCCAAAGCAUCCGAAAAUCCACAAGGUCGUAUCUGUUGACGAUGUGAAAAAAACUGGCCUGUCAACCCUGCACACCACUCAUUGCCUGCCGUCUGGCGAGGUCAUGAUCAGUACUUUGGGAGAUCUGAAUGACAAUAAUCUUGGGAAUUUCUUGAUGAUUGACGUUCAUGAAUGGAAGGUCAAGGGCACGUGGGUUGAUCUGAAGGACGGAGCCAAAUUCGGAUACGAUUAUUGGUACCAACCUCGUCAUGACGUCAUGAUCAGUACGGAAUGGGGCGUUCCUAAAAAUAUUUUCGCCGGGUUUUCCCCAGAUGACGUUGCCGCAGGUUUCAGUUUCGAGUUUGCAAUUCAUAAUUUGCAAAUAUGGGCGGAGUGUGAACGUGUUGGAACGAUGACCUUGGUGAUUGAAGGCCAGAUACCCUUCGAGGUCAGAUUUCUUCACAACCCCGAUGCCACUGAUGCUUAUGUCGGCUGUGCUCUCUCUUCGACCGUUUUCAGAAUCUUCAAGACGAGCACAGGUGACUGGUUGGCUGAAAAGGUUAUAGCAGUGCCCAGUAAGAAAGUGAGUAACUGGAUUUUACAAACUAUGCCAGGCCUCAUAACAGACAUACUGAUAUCCUUGGACGAUAAGUACCUAUACGUUAGCAGCUGGUUGCAUGGCGAUGUGAGGCAGUACAAUAUAACUGUCAGAAAUAAACCAGUGCUUAUCGGGCAGGUCUUUCUUGGUGGCUCCAUAAGUAAAGGCGGACCUGUGACAGUUACCGAUGAUUCUGAACUCAAAGAGCAGCCGGAACCGUUGAUUUUGAGAGGGAAGAAAGUGGAAGGUGGAAGCCAAAUGUUGCAACUGAGUCUUGAUGGUCGGCGCUUGUAUGCAACUACUUCCCUGUAUAGCAGAUGGGAUAAACAAUUUUAUCCGGAUCUACUCAAGAACGGGGCCUCUCUCAUACAAAUUGACGUAGACAUCGUAAAAGGGGGACUCAAAGUUAACCAAAAUUUCGGGAUCGACUUCGGGGCAGAACCAGGCGGGCCAGUGUUGGCUCACGAAAUGAGAUACCCCGGCGGAGAUUGUUCCUCUGAUAUUUGGAUUUAA